This is a messenger RNA of Talaromyces atroroseus, 1092 nucleotides long. Its product is annotated as Alcohol dehydrogenase 2. The record is from RefSeq and is a predicted model, not a curated record. Gene Ontology annotation, molecular function: oxidoreductase activity. The transcript has 3 exons. Lineage: Eukaryota; Fungi; Ascomycota; Eurotiomycetes; Eurotiales; Trichocomaceae. The coding region runs from base 1 to 1092 and encodes 363 amino acids.
AUGGCGAAGAACGAAAUUCCCAUUCCGCAGAAGCAGAAAGCUGUCAUAUAUGAUCACCCAGGCAGAAUAUCUACCAAAGUGGUGGAAAUUGAUGUGCCAGAGCCCGGGCCGGGUGAGAUACUAAUUAAUUUAACCCACACCGGAGUUUGCCACUCUGACCUCGCCAUCAUGAUGAAAACGUGGAAAAACCUCCCCUACCCUACACAGCCAGGCCAAGUCGGCGGCCACGAGGGCGUUGGGCGGAUUGUCAGACUAGGACCCAGCACAGAAUCCUCUGGGCUCAAAAUCGGCGACCGGGUAGGAAUCAAAUGGGUCUGGAGUGUCUGCUCGAACUGUCCGGCUUGCUUUGCUGGCUUGGACGGGAUUUGUUUCAAUCACAAGGUCAGCGGGUACUACACGCCGGGCACUUUUCAGCAAUAUGCCCUCUCUCCCGCAAACUACGCGACGCCUAUCCCGGAUGGACUCUCGUCAGCAGACGCUGCCCCAAUGCUCUGUGCCGGGGUUACUGUGUUCGCAGCGCUAAAUCGUAGCAAAGCUCUCCCAGGUCAGUGGGUGGUCAUUUCUGGGGUCGGGGGCCUCGGCCACAUUGCCUGUCAAUUAGCAAGCAGGGGCAUGGGCUUGCGAGUGAUAGCCAUCGAUCAUGGCAGCAAAGAAGUGCUGGCGCUGGAGUCUGGCGCCGAGCACUUUGUUGAUUUCGCCAAGCUCGACGAGGACAGCAUCACGGGCCACGUCAAGGCCCUUACUGGCGGCAUGGGCGCGCAUGCUGCAGUGGUUUGCACGGCAGCAAACGCAGCUUAUGCACAGGCGUUGCAGCUGCUCCGCUUCAAUGGCACUUUGGUCUGCGUGGGUAUCCCCGAAGGCGACCGUGUGGCGAUUGGCGGUGCAGCGCCAGGCGCCAUGAUCAGUAAGCAUCUCACCAUCACCGGGUCGGCGGUGGGCAACCGGUUUGAAGCGAUUCGGGCGCUGGAAUUCGCAGAGCGGGGGAUCAUCAAGGCGCACUACGAGGUCGAGAAAAUGGAGCAGCUCACCGACAUAUUUGAGCGCAUGAAGCAGGGUACGCUGCGAGGGAGGGUGGUGCUGGAUUUGUCUUGA